Lucilia sericata (common green bottle fly) is the source of this 1238-nucleotide messenger RNA. RefSeq names its product band 7 protein AAEL010189-like. Gene Ontology annotation, cellular component: plasma membrane. The coding region runs from base 117 to 1097 and encodes 326 amino acids. The transcript is spliced from 5 exons. NCBI's taxonomy places the organism in Eukaryota, Metazoa, Arthropoda, Insecta, Diptera, Calliphoridae. The record is from RefSeq and is a predicted model, not a curated record.
GUUAAGUUGUUAAAAUUUGGAGAAGAAUAAAAUUAAAAAAAAAAAACGAAAUCGAAAUUAUUAAUAUUAGUGUUUAAAAGGAAAUUAAUAUAUUAAAAAAAGUAAACUUAUAUACAAUGAUGAAUGCCACUUCUUCUCCUCGUUUAAAUCGCGCUCGUAUUGCUACUUCACCGCCGGAAACUAUACGUUAUCCGACAACGGAUAUACGGACAUCGCAUACGAUAAAUAUACCCGCUCAGACAAAUCGUACAUAUCAAGGAUUAAAAACUUCCGAAAAUGAAGAAAUGAAUUGUGUAGAAAUUCUGGCUACCACUAUAUCAAUAAUUAUAAUGGUCUUAACAUUUCCCAUUUCAAUAUUUAUAUGCUUUAAAGUAGUUUCGGAAUAUGAAAGAGCUGUGAUAUUUCGUAUGGGUCGUUUGCGUAGUGGAGGAGCAAGAGGACCCGGUGUUUUCUUUGUUUUACCCUGUGUCGAUGAUUAUUGUAAAGUAGAUUUGCGUACAGUAUCCUUUGAUGUACCACCACAAGAAGUAUUAUCCAAAGAUUCGGUAACUGUAACCGUAGAUGCAGUAGUUUAUUAUCGCAUUAGUGAUCCUUUGAAAGCUGUUAUACAAGUAUCAAAUUAUAGUCAUUCCACUCGCCUAUUGGCGGCCACUACUUUACGUAAUGUUUUGGGUACACGUAAUUUAUCGGAAUUGUUGACAGAAAGAGAAACUAUAUCACAUACCAUGCAAAUGUCCUUAGAUGAGGCCACCGAUCCCUGGGGAGUUAAGGUGGAGAGAGUGGAAAUAAAAGAUGUUUCUUUACCCACCGCCCUGCAAAGAGCCAUGGCAGCGGAAGCUGAAGCAGCACGAGAAGCCCGUGCUAAAGUGAUAGCUGCAGAGGGAGAAAUGAAAUCCUCCAGAGCUUUAAGGGAGGCUUCAGAUAUUAUAUCAGCCAGUCCCUCCGCUUUACAGCUCCGCUAUUUACAAACUUUGAAUAAUAUAUCGGCCGAAAAGAAUUCCACCAUUAUCUUUCCCUUGCCCAUGGAUCUUUUAACACCUUUCUUAUCGCAUCAAAAUACUUCAUCACACUGUACGCACAAACAUCAAUGUCAGUGACAUUUACCCUUGAAGCAGUAUUUAGAUGAGCUGCACUCCUGCGAAUUGAAAAACGAUUUAAAUACUACAUAACGAACGAUUUAAAUAUUGUUUACACUAUUAUUAAGUUUUUAAAGUCUUUUAUAAAAUCGCUUUAUAUUA